AUGGCCGUCGACACCGCCGCCCCCGCCGUCCACCGCCAGAUCGACCAGCUGCACCGUGAGGUAUCCGAGUUCCUCAAUUCCUCCGCAGAGCUGCAAGGCCGCCCGCCGGCCGCGCAAAUCUACAAAGCCGCCCUCGCCAAGGCGGACGCAGCAUUGGAACUCGCCGAGGAGCACGGCGUUGUGGGCCUGAGGAAGCAGCACUGCCUUUCGUACCAGCGCCUCUGCACCGAGCCCCUGGAGCUGGCGCUGUCCAAGACGACGGACCGCCACGAACGCGCCGUCUACGACCGCGCCACCGGCCGCUCGAAGCGCCAUGGCGUCUUGUUUGCUGUUGACAAGGGCGAGCACGUGGCGGCGGUGCUGGCGGCGCUGCAGUUGGAGGCGUUUCUGGAUCAGCAGAAGCAGGAUGAGGAGGAGGCUGAGGUUGAAAGUCAAAGGAGUUCUGAUGCUAGUGCUGGGACGUCUCCGUCGCCGUCGUCGCCCUCGGGAACGCGGACGGUACGCUUUGCGGAGAAGGUCGAGGAGAGGGAGCAUGAGCAGGAGGAGCAGAAGCGGAGUCGAUUUCACGAGGAACUCCAACCGGAGAACGUGCGUAUGGUUGAUGCUCAGGGUAAUAGGACGGAGACCAAGAGUGCGCCCGCUUUGAAGAAGCGUGGCGCGCAGCGGUUUGAUGGAUGGAAGAACGUCAUUUGA
This is a messenger RNA of Anthostomella pinea, 693 nucleotides long. NCBI's taxonomy places the organism in Eukaryota, Fungi, Ascomycota, Sordariomycetes, Xylariales, Xylariaceae. The record is from the annotation of a GenBank genome assembly.